AUGGCUCCCACACCCACACAGUACAAACUCAUCUUCCGCGUCCCCCCCUCCCACCUCGAAGUCUGCAAACAGGCCAUCUUCGCCGUCGGCGCCGGCGCCUACCCCGGCGGCAUGUACGCCGACUGCUGCUUCGAAGUCCUGGGCAUGGACCAAUUCCGACCCACCGACAAAGCGAGCCCGUUCAUCGGACAACCGGGCCAACUGGAGCGCGUGGCAGAGUAUCGGGUGGAAACGCUCUGUGUGGGUGAGAGUGUCAUGCGCGAGUCUGUCAAGGCCUUGCGGAGGGUGCAUCCGUAUGAGCAGAUUGUGAUUGAAGUGGUGAAGUUGGUGGAUAUUGAUGGCGGGGAAUUUUGGUGA
Messenger RNA from Penicillium oxalicum, 357 nucleotides. RefSeq lists its product as uncharacterized. The coding region runs from base 1 to 357 and encodes 118 amino acids. Lineage: Eukaryota; Fungi; Ascomycota; Eurotiomycetes; Eurotiales; Aspergillaceae. The record is from RefSeq and is a predicted model, not a curated record. The transcript has a single exon.